Trichomycterus rosablanca is the source of this 1407-nucleotide messenger RNA. It is a transcript of the gene nrn1a, whose product is annotated as neuritin 1a. Gene Ontology annotation, biological process: neuron projection extension; nervous system development. Gene Ontology annotation, cellular component: plasma membrane. Lineage: Eukaryota; Metazoa; Chordata; Actinopteri; Siluriformes; Trichomycteridae. The record is from RefSeq and is a predicted model, not a curated record. Bases 138 to 569 code for a protein of 143 amino acids. The transcript is spliced from 3 exons.
AAAAGACAAGAGAAAGAGAGAGUCCUUGAAUUGUCCACUCGAAACAAUCGGCUAUGUCCAACGUACAGUUUUGGCAACCUUUUCCCUGUACAGCUCUCUAAAGGUUGGCACAUUCUCAUGGUUUUACCUCCCGUAGGAUGGGAUUAACUUUGUCCGGAAGAUACAUCUCAUUGGUGCUUGCUGUUCAAAUAGCAUAUUUGCUCCAGACGGUUGGAGCGACGGAGAAAUGUAACACCGUGUUUAAGGGCUUCUCUAACUGCCUGCUUCAGCUCGGAGAAAGCAUGGCCAACUAUCCACAGGAGCUGAACGAGAAGGAGAAACUGCAAACCAUCUGCACGUACUGGGACGACUUCCACUCGUGUGCCACCACGGCGCUGGCGGACUGUCAGGAGGGAGCCACGGAGCUGUGGGAGAAACUGAAGAAGGAGUCUCGGAGUUUGGAGUUCAGAGGCAGUUUGUUUGAACUGUGUGGUGGUGAAAACGAUGCUUCAGUACCAUCAGCUUCUCCACUGGGCAUCACCCUGCUGCUCAGUACCCUCUCUGCCCUCUUUACAUGGCUUCAGUUCUAGCUACCCAAAAUUCAAGAAGAGGAACAUGCAAAAACGAACAUUUUUAGCCCUGAAAAAAAAGAAAAAUAUGGAAACCUCAACAAAUCAGAAAAUAAACAACAGUGCUUUAUCACCACGACAAUACAAAGAAAAUAAAUGAUAUCCUAAUAAUAUGAUUAUCAAAAUUCAUCUCCACCCAAAUGGAUUUAUAUUACUCUUCAUCCGGGGAAGACGGCUUGAUUUUGCUAUGGACAUUGGCAAUAAGGCGUCUUCAGGGAAUGCUCCAGCACAUCUGCCUGACCUGGGACUUGACUUCUUCAAAUAUUUAACAGUUAUCGAUUUUAAGUUGGUCAUUUUUGAUGAUCAUGUGUGGAAUUACAUUACUGCCUGCAAGGAAUAAUUAUUGCAGUAGGCCUGAUAAUCUAAUAUAUAAUGCAUAGAGAAAAAAAUAUCCAGGCACACACACAUCAUAUUCAAUUAAGCUCAAAUCAGUUUCCACUGGUAGACUAUCUCAGCCCGUAUUCCCUCUUUUUAUUUUUUGUUAAUCUUUUUUUCAGCUGCCAGAUUUAUAAUGCCAAGAUAAGUAUGAUAAUGUGUUACAUGAUGUACAACCUGUAAGGAACUAAAAUUCACUACAAACAGUAAUACAAAAAAUACCUAAUUAUGAUAGACUCAUAGCCUUAUAACUAAUAAUAAAACCUCAGGAAUGAAUCUGGGAAUUUAAAGGAAUAGUUCAACCAAACACAUUUACGUUCCCAGCAGGUACACAAUAAUACCCAGCAAACAUAAUUACUCACAACAAAGAUACACAUACUUAUUGGGACAUUUGUGAGUUGUAAACAUGCAGUUACAAAGUAAA